This is a messenger RNA of Sebastes umbrosus (honeycomb rockfish), 1138 nucleotides long. It is a transcript of the gene chchd1, whose product is annotated as coiled-coil-helix-coiled-coil-helix domain containing 1. The record is from RefSeq and is a predicted model, not a curated record. Gene Ontology annotation, biological process: mitochondrial translation. Gene Ontology annotation, molecular function: RNA binding. The transcript has 3 exons. Bases 247 to 615 code for a protein of 122 amino acids. Gene Ontology annotation, cellular component: nucleoplasm; mitochondrion; mitochondrial ribosome. NCBI's taxonomy places the organism in Eukaryota, Metazoa, Chordata, Actinopteri, Perciformes, Sebastidae.
GGUUCCCUUCUAGACACGACCCUUUUUCAUUGGCUGGUUAGUACGACACGUUUACGACACUGAAUUACGUUUUACAGCAAAACAUGGCGCCACAUUGAGGAGCUCGGUGAAGGAAUGAGGCGUUGAACGGAAGACUGAAGGUCCAGACAGGUUCGGUUCGGUUCGGUUCGGUCCAGACAGCAGCAGCAGCUGCAGCAGCACUGAGCUAAGGCUCGAGAGGAGCAGCGGGGGAGCUGAGGAGGUGACAUGGCGGCUCAGGGAGGCAUCCUGUUCCAGGAGAAGGUCAACAAGCUGCUCAGCAGACACAACGGAAAACCAGCUCUGAAGCCCAACAGACCUCUGGCUCUGAAAGAUGCGGUAGCGAACCGCAAACUGAAGAAAGGAGAGGCCUCCUGUAUCACCGAGAUGUCGGUCCUGAUGGCCUGUUGGAAGCAGAACAACUUUGUGGACGGUCUGUGCUCUAACGAGAUGAACUCCUUCUACACUUGUGUUGAGAAGACUCAGGCUGCUAUGAAGAAUAAAGGUGAACAGACCACCCACCAGGGAGGACGUCUGCACCCCAAACAAGCCACAACCCUGCUGAAGAGAUUUCCCAACCUGCGCACUGAGAUCUAGGAACCACACUGUUUAAUGCAGGACUUGUACGGACCUGGAAUGUGUAGGCUUUGGUCAGGUGAAGGAGUACCCCGUACUGGACAUGUUAGAGAAAUAAAGGAAGGAUCAGAGCACUGAAAAGGAUGAUUUCAACACAAAAGCACUGCACCAAUAUGUGAGGCAGUAAGGUUAUUCAAUCAGUUCACGUGACUAGUAUUCUGUAAUGGUACAGCCUUUGUAUUCUCAGCACACUGCAUUUUAUGGUUAGUAAAUGUAAAUAUAAUGUAACUUUGUCGUGGUGUCCUCAGUUGGCUCCAUUUAGUCGCAGUGUAAUUUAGCAGAGUGUCUAUCCAGUGCAGAGAUGUUACUAGUGGAUGAUGGAGUGAUGGAUUCAUGGCUCCUGGCUGGGAGCUGACCGGGAUCACUGAAAGGUCUCGUCAUUCCUGUGGAAGCUGAGAUUGGUGGUUAACAGAUGGUGAAAUAAAGUUAAACUGAUAGAUUAACAGUUUUAUGUUUCUAUCAGUUCUUCUUUCCUGUCAAACCA